Messenger RNA from Cyclocybe aegerita, 453 nucleotides. The record is from the annotation of a GenBank genome assembly. Lineage: Eukaryota; Fungi; Basidiomycota; Agaricomycetes; Agaricales; Hemipholiotaceae.
AUGGCACCCCCAAGAGAGCGCCUUCUACAAUCCGCGGAGGAGUUUUGUGACUCCUUCGCAAAGAAGAAAGACAUCGACAGCAUUCUGUCCUUGUUUUCUACCACCCACGAAGUCUCUGCAAUCGAAUACGGGCUACCCGAACUUGCCCCGUUCCUCGGACAAGAAUUCACUGGGAUAUCCGAGGUGCAGAAGUACUUUGAACUUAUAGGAUCACUGCUCUCCUAUGACAACAUCAACUUCUCCGAAUACGUGGUGGAUCCUAUCGCUCUCAAGGUAGCGGUCAGGGGAAAGGGCUGUUUCACAUGGCUCACCACUGGUCAAUCUUGGAAUGAGAUAUUUACCUACACCCUUGACUUCGAUGAUGAAUUGAAGGUGGUUCGAUAUCAGAUUUGGGCAGAUUCGGGGGCUGCAUAUUUAGGCAGGGUUGGAAAGCUGGGUAAGAUCAAGUUCUGA